Sturnus vulgaris (Common starling) is the source of this 6865-nucleotide messenger RNA. The record is from RefSeq and is a predicted model, not a curated record. NCBI's taxonomy places the organism in Eukaryota, Metazoa, Chordata, Aves, Passeriformes, Sturnidae.
AUGGCGCUGUGCGGCCGCUCCGCGCUCCUCCCGCCGCCCCCGAGGCACCGGCCCCGGCCCCGAGCCCCGGGGCCUUUCGUCAGCUGCAGUCGCCUCCGAAACAUUCAGAGCAUCCUGACCCAGAGCAGCAAAUCUCAGCCUGAUGGAAUCCUCUGCAUUUUAGGGAUAGACAGUCGAUACAAUGAAGGGUGCAGGGAGCUGGCAAAUUAUCUGCUCUUUGGUUUGUACAACCAGAACAACAACGACUUUGAAAGGACUGGCUUUCCUGAGGAAGUUCUGGAUGAUAUAAUCAUAUUAAUAAAACCUGACAGUGUUCAUCUGUACUGCAACCCUGUGAAUUACAAUCAUCUUUUGCCCUAUGUGGCACACUGGAGGAACUUGCAUUUCCACUGCCUGACUGAAAAUGAGUAUGAAGAUGAAGAAGCUGCAGAGGAAUUUAAGAUUUCCAGCUUUGUGGACAUGGUCCGGGAUUGCAGCCGCAUCGGGAUCCCCUACAGCUGCCAAGGUCACCUGCAGAUAUUUGACAUGUUCAUCGUGGAGAAGUGGCCGAUCGUCCAGGCAUUCGCGCUCGAGGGGAUCGGCGGCGACGGCUUCUUCACCAUGAAAUACGAAUUAAUGGAUGUCAGUGCUGACUUGUGGAAGACCUACAGCAAAAUGGAUCCUGUGUCCUUGGAGGAUUUGCUCUUUGAGGAUUUAAUGAUUUUUGAGCACCAGUGGACCAACUUUUUUGCAAAUUUUGACACUGAAAUUCCCUUCAUUCUGGAACUCUCAGAAUCUCAGGCAGGGGAGCCCUUCAGAAGUUAUUUCAGCCAUGGCAUGAUCUCAAGCCAUAUAACAGAUAACAGCCCGAGCCGGCAGCCCUUCGUCCUUUUCGGCAGCCACUCCACAAAGGAAAACUUGAACUCUGGGAACUUUAAUUUUCCAUCUGAAGGACAUCUGGUCCGAAAUACUGGCCUUGGUGGAAGCACUGCCAAGCAUAUGGUAGUGCAGUGUGUAUCUCCAAAGGGACCUCUGGCUUGUUCAAGGACCUAUUUUUUUGGAGCCACUCACAUUCCUUUCCUGGGAAAUGACAAUGAGAUGCACAAGCCAGCUGAGCAAGUUACGCUGUUGUCGCAAAUAUAUUCUGCUGUUGUAGAGGCUGUGCUUGCUGGCAUUGAGUGCUAUGCUAAAACUUCCACUGAAUCCAAGGCAAAGGAAGUGGCAGAGCAGGUGCUCCUGUCUGUGUUAGACACCCUUGGCUUAGCACAGCUGAAAUCUGCUUUACGCUCCAAAAUCGCUUUUCAUAUUCAGGCUGUGAACAACCAUGGCAGAAUUAUUCCAUUAGAUAACGAGGACAGCCUGAGUUUGAUCAAAACGGCAUCCAUGAUGGUGUUUGACAUUCCAGACCUGCUCACAGGCAGAGGCUGCUUGGGGUCUGUUGUGUUUUCAGAAUCCUUCCUGACAUCCCAGAUACAGGUCAAAGAAAAAGAUGGCAGCAUCCAUCCAGACUGCAGGCACGUUAUCCUGACCUCAGCCAUCCCCAGAUUGGCGUCCUGGCUGGUUGAAGACAGUGAUGUGAAGCUGUCUGAAAAGGCACAGCAAGUAUUGAAGGAAGACAAAUCUUUCCUGGGCACUUUACUCACUGGUGGUGAUGGAGUUUAUAUCUGUUCCAGCAAUCCACAGGCCAUGCCUGAAGAAGGCAAAUUGUAUUUCUUUUCUGAUGGAAUUCUGUUCUGUGAUCCCCACCAUGGCAGCAUUUCCAUUUCCAAGAACCACAUGAGUUCCAUUUCUCUUUAUGAUGGGGAUUCCAACAGCAUCGUUGCUGCUCUCUUUAUAGACUUCAAAAGUUCCCUGCUUCCUCAUCUCCCCAUUGAAUUCCACACCCAGAACAACUUUCUGAUGUUUGCACUUUUCCCCAAAAGAAAGAUUUAUAAAGCUUUUUAUUCACAGGUUUUCUCUUCAUGGCAAAACCAGACAAACUCAGGAUUAUCUUUAAGGGUUGUCCAGGAAGAAUUCCUGUCUGAGGAACAAAAGAAAAUGCAUUCCAGUGUUCAGAAGCUCUUCAAUGCCUUGUCUUUUUCUUCUGGGGAAAGAUGCAGGGAGCUGAAACUGUCUGCUGCCAUUCCAGAAUUGGAGAGGUUUAUGCAGCAUUUCACAGUCAGCAGUGUCAGUACCAAGCCAGUGAUGAGAGCACAUCUUCCUGUCCUUCUCAAACAGUCAGAAACCAUUUCUGACAGCAAAGCAGAAGGUGAUAAGGUGAUCAUCACCAUCAUCACUGGGCUGCCAGGGUGUCGUUCCAGUGACCUCUGUUCUUUCCUGGUCACUUUUACCAAGGAGCACGGGAGGUGGAUUGUUUAUCGACAGACCAUGGAUAGUCCUGAGUGUUUCAGUGCCUCUCACUUCCAGCGUUUCCUGACUGGGCUCCUGGAGGCCCAGCAGAACCUUGGGGUCCAUCAGAACCCCCACAAUGGGAAGAGCAGGAGGCUCCUGGUGGUGCUGCAAGGGUACACUGAUGUCAUUGAUGUUGUGCAAGCUCUGCAGACUCACCCUGACCCAGAUGUGAAAUCUUCUUUCAUCAUUGGAGCAGUCAACACUUGUGUGGAGCCUCUGAGCUGCUACAUGGAACACAGGCUUCUUUUCCCCAAGUUCUUGGACCAGUGUUCACAAGGACUGGUGAGUAACGUGGUUUUCACAAGUCAUGCCACGGAGCAGAGGCACCCACUGCUCGUGCAGCUGCAGAGCCUGAUCCGAGCUGCAAAUCCUGGAGUUUCCUUCGUGCUGGCAGAAAAUGGAAUUGUAACGAGGAACGAGGAUAUUGAAUUAAUUCUCUCAGAAAGCAGUUUUUCAAAUCCUCAGAUGAUGAGAGCUCGAUAUUUAAUGUACCCUGGCUGGUACGAGGGGAAAUACGGGGCUGGGCCCGUGUUCCCUCCCAUGGUUCAGAUCUGUGUGUGGUUCAGUCGCCCUCUGGAGAAAACAAGAUUUGUGACCAAGUGCAAAGCAAUUAAGUCGUUGCUCAAGCCAAGUCCUUUUUCUGGAAACAUUUAUCACAUCAUGGGCAAAGUGAAAUUUUCAGAUGCUGAUAAAGUCAUUGAAGUCUGUCACAACACAGCAGCAAAUUCCCUAAGCCUGGUGCCUGUUCCAGAGGGGCCAACUCCUCCUGAUUCCAGAAAUGAUCCCAGAGACUGCAGCAGUCAGCAGGAAUAUUUCCUUGUGUUCAUUGGCUGCUCCCUGAAGGAAGAAGAUAUCAAAGAUUGGCUCAGAGAAACUGCAAAGCAGAAACCUCAGAGGAAAGCCCUGAAAACCAGAGGAAUGUUAACUCUUCAGGAAAUCAAAAACAUUCAUGUGAAACGUCACUUGGAUCCACUUCCAGCUGGUUAUUUUUACAAUGGGACUCAAUUUGUGAAUUUUUUUGGUGACAAAAUGGAUUAUCAUCCAUUAAUGGACCAGUUCAUGAAUGAUUACUUGGAAGAAGCCAACAGGGAAAUUGAGAAGUACAACAGGGAGCUGGAGGAGCAGGAGUACCACGACCUCUUUGAGCAGAAGACUUAAGCACGUGGGUCCUGGGUGUUUCUGACCUCAUGUCAGGAACCAAAAAUGCUAUUUUGUCCUUCUGGCUCACAAGAAAUAGAGUGAAACAUCUGUUUUCAGCACUCCUUCCCAAACUAAGGGAUUAUUCCCCUAAGGUUGGCAUUUAACACAGUAACUGCUUAGCUGUUUGUACUGUCAGGUUUGCUUCCACUUCACCUUAAUUCCAGACUGUACAAAGCAUCACCUGGAAUCUCUGGCUUGUGGUGGAAACAUGGGAAAAAAAAAGAAGAAGAAGGAGGAAAGAAGCAAAACUGGAUUUAAUUUCCUAAAAGGUCAGAAUGUAAUUGUGGAAUUGGGCCGUGGUGCAGAUAUCAAACAAUCCUUGGGUGUCCCUUGGAAAUCACAAGAGCAGGGGGGGAAUUCAGGAUUGUGGGAUUGGGGUGUUCCCAAAGCGAGAAAUGGGGGAACAGACUUUGAAGAGUCCCCAAUCCCAGAACUGUUUGGGUGUUCCCAAAGCAAAAAAUGGGGGAAUAACUAAAAGAAUUAGAAGAAUCUCUAAUCCCACAACUGCUGGGAUGUUCCCAAAGCAAGAAAUGGGGGAACAAUGGGAAAAACUCAGAACUGGAUCCCUAAUCAGCAGCUGUUGGGAUGUUCCCAAAGUGAGAAAUGGGGAAACAGUGGGGAAAACUCAGAAUUGGGUCCCUGAUCCCACAGCUCUUGGUGUGUUCCCAAAGCGAGAAAUGGGGGAACACUUUCUCAGAGUCCCUGAUCCCACAGCUCCUGGGAUGUUCCUAAAAUGAGAAAUGGGGGAACAGUGGGGAAAACUGUGAAGAGCCCCUGAUCCCAGAGCUGUUGGUGUAUUCCCAAAGCAAGAAAUGGGAGAAUGAUUCAAAAACUUAAAAAUUGCUGAAUCUGCAGCUGUUGGGAUGUUCCCAAAGCGAGAAAUGGGGGAACAGUGGGGAAAACACAGAACUGAGUCCCUAAUCCCACAGCUGCUGGGGCAUUCCCAAAGUGAAAAAUAUGGAAACAGUGGGAAAAACUCAAAAAAGGCCACAAACCCAGAGCUGUCAGGAUGUUCCCAAAACGAGAAAUGGGGGAACAGUGGGAAAAACUCAGAACUGAGUCCCUGAUCCCACAGCUCUUGGGUAUUCCCAAAAAGUGAAAAUUGUGGAAACAGUGGGAACGACUCAGAAAAGUCCCUAAUCCCAGAGUUGUCAGGAUGUUCCCAGAGCAAGGGAUUCAGGAACAGUCCCACCCCCACCCUUGCCCGGGCACAGCCCAUCUCAAAACCUCAGCACAGUUUGAGUCUGCACUCGAAAUUCUGACUUUAAAGAAAAGCUAUUUAUACAUUUCAGGGUGAAAUCAGUGGAGAAAUCUUAAUUUCUUCCCAGUGCUCUCAUUGGGAUUCUGGAAAAUAUUUCCUUGCUGGCAGCAAUGUGCACCUUGCUGUUGCUUAGAUUAUCCCUGGAGGAUUCCUAUUUCAGUCCUAAAAAUUAAGCGAGGCAAGGCAAGGAGGGGAUUCUUCAGCUGAAGAAUUCCUUUUCACAAAGAUGAGUGAUUUCCAAAGGUAAAAAAUAGCAAAGGAUGUUACUUGAAAGAGGCAGGAUCACGUUUGUGGAGCUUCCAGAAGAGUUUGCACGCUGUUAACAUUUCACUGUGCUGGUGAGAAAAUCAGCUUUUAAGUACUUGCAACAGAAUUUUUAUUGUUCCUAAAUGAUAGAACAGGAAUGCUGGCAGCCUGUCCUGACUUAAUUCAGUAUCUUUUUAAAGGAGGCUUUAUAAAUCCCUGACUGAAGGAUUAUAAAGUACCUUAGCAGCUACUUACAGGUAAUUAUUGGAGUUUAUUUGAAUAAGCUGAUUAUUGUAGCAUGCAUGUGUUCAGAAUUUAGGUGAGAACAGCCCAGCAGGAAUUGUUUUAUUUUCAUAUUCCUUUGCCUUAGGGACAGCUCAAUCUUUUACUGCAACUGCAGCUUUUCUUUAUGACCAGAUGUUUGUGAUACAGGAAGAAAUGGAAUGAAAAAAUCUCUUGCAGGAGACUUAAAAUAUUUCAAAUGUAUCUGCACAGCCUCAUCCCGUGGCAGGAAAAUGAGAUUUAACCCCUGCCAUCAAACCAGAGGCUAAAUUAGAGUUUAUGCUUUACUAAAGAGAUGUAUUUUUUACCUUUGGAAUAUAAAAUAAGUGAAAUUUCAGUGACCUGAAGCACAUUUUAGGUGGCUUUGGUCUUCAUUGCUGGGUGUCUGUCCUGUGAGUGUUCCACAGUGCAGGGGUGGAAUUCCAGGUGCUGCAAGCUGGGAUAGAAAAAAUAUUGCUAAGGUUUCAUCCCUCACUUUUCCUCCUAGAUAUAAAAAAGCUGUCUGAAUCGAAGACUUUAAUAUUUUGUUUUAUUUUUUAUUUGCACACCACGAGACUUUAUAUAAAAAAAAAAACCUACUUGUAUCCUGUUAGAGGCCAGUAAAAGCCAGCAAUUAGUUUGUGUUUUUAGGCUUUCCUGGGUUAUUCCCUGGAUCACAAGUGUGGAGCAUCCUGAUAAAGCUCGUGAGUUUUAUCUAUGCAUGGCUAAAUUUUAGUCUUAAUAUCCUGUAGUGCCUGUAGAGCAAAGGUAGCUAGCAGUGGGUUUGGGAGGGGAGGAGCUGCCAGGGGUUUACAGCUAAAUCCACUUGGUUGCAUGAAAUUCUUUCACAGCCCAGAAUUUUUUAGGAAUCCCAAAAUUCUGGUGGUAGAGCUGCAAUGGAAAUGGAACUCCCAAUUGGAAUUGCUUUGCCAAUGAAUUCAGUGUAAACCCAGCUGUUCCAGUCCCAGUUCUCUCAUCUGCAAAGCCAUAUUUUUUAGAGUAGUGGGAUGUGAUGUGGGAAGAAAUUCCAGUGGUUGGGACAGCAGGCACGUGGUGGAGGCUUUGUCUCAACUCCUGAGUGGAUACAGAGUAGAUUUAAGUGCAAUUGAUUGAAAAAUAGAUGAAGAUGCUGUAGCUGAUUUUUUUGCUCUGCUGAACUCUUUUUAAGAACUCCAAUUUGUGCAGCUCUCAAAUCAAUAUGAAUGGGGCUGAUCCAGCUGGAAUUCCAAGCCCUGUGAACAAAAAACAAAACAAAACAAAACAAAAAGAAAUAAUUGGGGUAUGACUGUGCAAAUUGAGCUGUUCCUUAAAAAUUGGAGCAGAAGAGCUCGGAACAAAGGCCUAGAACCCUCCUGUGCUGUGCUGCAUGUGCUCUAUGGUCAUAGCUGUGUAUUACAAAGACCUUUCACCAGACUGGUACUGGCUCAAUUCAUGUAUUUUGGUAUUUGAAAGAAAUUGAUUACCUCAAUUUUUAUCAUUUAUUUUUGAACUGUGACUUUCAACCAGAACGAAAAAGAAAAAAAAAAA